Molecule: messenger RNA, 1876 nt
Organism: Rotaria sp. Silwood2
Lineage: Eukaryota; Metazoa; Rotifera; Eurotatoria; Philodinida; Philodinidae
Source: the annotation of a GenBank genome assembly
AUGAACACAACCAGCAACGAGACUCUUACUACUGUAACACAACAAUCUUUUAUCAUUCAUCCUAAUAAAAUAUUGCUUAUGAUUCUCUAUCGUUAUGGUUUGGGAUUUGUUUUCCUUAUUGGUUUUUCUGGUAACUUUGCAAGUUUAGUGACAUUCAUGAGUCCGAUUCUACGUGUUAUGUCAACUGGAUGUCUCUUCUUUAUGCUUGCCAUGGCGGAUAUUUUUUAUCUGAUGAUAUCAAUCUUUGAAUUUGUCGAGGUUGGUAUAGUACAAGAAGGAAUAUUUCUAUCUGUUUACGAUAGUAUAUGUCGAUUUCGUUGGUUUAUGAAAGGAUUCAUUCGAUUCUGCUCAGCUUGGAUUUUGGCAUUCAUCGCGAUCGAUCGUUGGCUGAGAACACGUUUUCCAUACAAGACUAAUCAAUGGUGUACUCGUCGUAACGCAUUCAUCGCAGUAUCAAUUGCCGCCGUAUUUGCUAUUCUUCUUCACAGUCAUAUGUUAAGUAGUCAGUUAUUUGGUGGAUUAUUUCCAGGAACUCCGUCAAUUGCAUGUGGUCCUAUUGAUACUCGUUCACCUUAUGUGUUUUUCUUUUUUGUACAGUGGCAAAUAAUUCAGGUAAAUUACAAAAGUAAUCGAAAAUUCAGGAAUAUCAUUUUUAAAUUUUCAGGUGGCUUUCAUCACGGUGAUACCUGGAUUCCUAAUGAUCACUAUUAGUAUCAGUAUCUACUAUAUGAUUCGCGAGGGAAAGAAACGUAUCCAACCUAUAAAUUUCAAUAAUCAGGAUAGCAGAGGCCAAACUCGCUUACAACGACAAAUGUUACUUUUAAUGAUAUCAAGUGCUAUUCUGUUUUUGAUCACAACUUUGCCUAUGAGUUUUUCUUAUGUUAUCAAUUCCCUUCGUAUUCAUUCUGGCGAAAAUGUUGACAUGAGUGAGAUCAUCAAUGAAGAAGCUGUUCUUACUCUGUUACUUGAUUUGAAUUAUGCCGUAAGUAAUCAGUCGGAAAAUAAUAUCAGUAAGAGAAGCUUCAAAUUUUUAACUGAUUGUUUGAUUCUCUAUGUCAGAUUCUACCGAAAGAGUGCUACUGGUGCAUAUUAUCAAUGUUAUUCUAUAUAGAGUGUGUAAAAAAUUUUUUUUCCAAUAGAUAACUCUACGGUAACAAAUCGUAACCAUAAUGAAUUUUGUACCAAAUGAAAGCGCAGCAAAAAUGGCAUAUUCUAAUGCUAAAUUAUGAGGAUUUUGAAAACUCUUUUUAUGAUGAAAUUAAUUUAUUUUUGAAAAUUUGCACAGGAUCAUCGUGAUCAUGUAUCGAUAAUGAGUUUUUAGGUAAGAAAUGUGCCUUUCGUCAUACAAGUUUAUAUAGGUAUGGUGUGGAUAACACAAAAUUAAAGCAAUUGUUUUUUCGUUUUUUUUAAACAUGAUUAGAUAGAGCUCGUUGAGCUGAGUAAGAAUAUAUAUGUUUUAAUAUUUGUUCACAAAGGUAUUAAGAAGAAAAACUCAAGUUUUUUCGAUAAGCAUCACUAGUCCAUUUCUCCAUAGAAAACUAAAAACAUUGCUGAAUUCUUAAAAGUUUUUUUAGUUUUUUAAGAAACUUUUAUUUCCUUGGAAUAUUUACAAUGAGAUAUAUGGAUUCCUCAUCAAAAACUGCGUCGAUUGGAUCUAUUUUUGACAUGUUUUUUAUUUUCUUUAGUGAAAAUGUGUUUAUCAAAUGAAUGGAGUGCGACAAUAAGAAAAACGUCAAAAAAAGACUUAUCAUAGAUUUUUUGCAAAUCUAUCUAGUUUUUCGCUUCUCAAGAUAUAGCUGAGUUUCAUAUACUAUUGGAACCAUCAGACACUGAGCUUCAAAUUAUAGCUUUGUUUUUUCGAAAUAUUGAUAUAUUG